AUGGCUGCCAUGAUGUCAAGACGAAUGUUAUCGAAAGACGAGGAAGGUGAAGAGACCGAGGUCCGCCGCGAAGACCAGGACAAGAUCAAUCGUUUCAGCACACUGCAUCAGAGAGAGAAGCUUUUGCAAGCGGAGCUCAAGACUAAAGAGCGUGUGUUACAGAAGGAGAAGGAGGAUUUGGAAGAAGUCUCGUCAGAACUCGAGCUUGCUGACGAAGACGAAAAGGUCUCAUACAAGAUCGGAGACUCCUUCUUCCUUCUACCUUUGCCCGAGGUUCAGGAGCUGCUGACAGCGUCAAUUGAGAAGAUCGAUGCCGAUGUAACGGCUGUUGAAGAGAAGUUGAGCGAGCACAGGGAAGAGAUGCAGCAGCUGAAGACGGCACUCUACGGUCGUUUUGGUCGCAGCAUCAAUCUCGAGGCAUAG
Aureobasidium namibiae CBS 147.97 is the source of this 423-nucleotide messenger RNA. Its product is annotated as Prefoldin, subunit 4. The transcript has 4 exons. Gene Ontology annotation, biological process: protein folding. NCBI's taxonomy places the organism in Eukaryota, Fungi, Ascomycota, Dothideomycetes, Dothideales, Saccotheciaceae. Gene Ontology annotation, cellular component: cytoplasm; prefoldin complex. Bases 1 to 423 code for a protein of 140 amino acids. The record is from RefSeq and is a predicted model, not a curated record.